UAGCCAACUUGCUUGUAAAUAUGUAUGACGUGCGUAUAUUUACAUGUUUUUAUGCACACAGCACAGCCAACAACAGCUUUUUGGAGGCUGCGCGAAUCGGCCAUUUUUAUUGGGUUUCCUUUUUUGGGCCCCAAUUUCUCGGCAACAUGUGUUCCCCCUUUGUGUGUAUUUAAUGUACCAUUUUUCUAAAGGCUGUAGGCUUUAAAGUGAACGUAAGCACUAGGAGUGCAGAGCAGGUAGAAGAAGAGUGUCCGUCUAUUGUAAUGCCCGGAACGCUUGGCGUAAACAUAAAGUAAGAGGUUUCCGCUUGGGCAGCGGACGCAGAACCGUAAAAUGUGCUCGCAACAAACAAAACAUACCAAACACACCGCGAAAAAGGGGAAUAACAAUUCGCGUACUCUUUAAAGUAAAUAAACACGAAGUUCAAUUAAUUCAUUUUAAAUAAACUAACAAACUGCAUAUCCUGUUCCUACUUAUCGCGUUCUAAGUAAAAAUAUCUCGUUAAGUUCUCUGUUAAGUGUCCCUUAAUUAACUUCCGAAUGUUGAAUAUUAAAUUGGCUUGUUGAUAGAAGUAAACGUUAAACACUUUCGUUUUAAAUACAUUUGGGAAAUGCCUGCAAAAAAUGGCACAUCCGCCCCGUGUAGAUUUCCCAAUGUAUACGCAGAAAAACUACAGACUACUUAGAAGCGCGGCCCGUAAACGAAAAACGCCCAACCACCCACUCACAUACACUUACACCUACCAGCGCACUACUCAUUCCCACCCACAUACAUGCGUAGAGCAGCAACAAAGUUGCGAUAGAAAACAGAUGCUUCAAAUAUGCAACAGCGUAUAAAUAACAGACUACGGCUAGCCAGAUUGGCCGAGUGCGUUGCAGGUGUCUCUGUUAUUAGCACUGACCUAUAGUGUUAGCGUAGCAGAGGCUGUUAGGAUGGCAGCGACGUCGACGGCAGAACUGAUGCCAAGGGUAAUUCAGUGUUGGGCGAGAUUUCCAUCAGUGGCCACGUCGUCGUCGGUUAACGGAAGUUUUCCCGAGCCAUCCCACAAAAAAAAAAGUAAAAUAAGCAAAGGAAAAAGACAUCGUGUUGGUGUGAGAGUGUGCUGGUGUUGGUUGCCUCAUAAAAGAUUCAACAGCCUGCCGAGCCAACAAAUAAUUAAAAAAAAAACGUGUGUUAAACAAAAAAAUUAAAUAAAUAAUUAUACAUAAAUGGCCUAGGAAAGGCAGCAAAAGUUAGUUCAAAAAGUGAAAAGCAAAACAAGAGUAUGGUGAGAGGCCAGAGCAUCGAUAAAAAAGAAAGCGGAGCAGCCUACAAUUGAAUAAAAACAAUCAAAUUUCGGAUGAAACGAAAAUUAACAACAUAAAAUUCGACAAGGGCAGUAAAAAAGAGACUCUCCGCGUCCCUUUCUCGCCCGCUUCUCCCACUUGGAGUAGUCCCCGAAUGUAACGGUAACAAGCAAGCGUGUUUCGAGCAGCAUCCUUGUGUGCAGCCGUCGCCUUUAAGCGCCACUUGAUGCCACCGUGACACACAAAAGAGAAAGAAUUGAAAAGGCAAUUGACGAGAAGAUAAACGAGAACGAGGUAACCAGGAGGCGGCGGCGAUGACAUUGACGCAUCCAAAGACGUCGCCACCCAGAUGACGGGCAGGCACCAGCAGGAGGAGCCGAAGACUCAGGAGCAGAAGCACCAGCACAGCCCCGACGACAAAACAAACCGAUCAACGUGUCAACGCGUCGAGUAGAAUGCAAAUAGGCGCUAACACCAGCGGCCAAAGCAGCAACAACCGCCUCCAACCACCAGAGCCUGAGCCCGAGCCUGAGCCGCCCAUUGAGCCACCCACCAUCCAUCUAGGCCAACAUGGCGGAUGCGGACGAUAGCAAGAGUGGCACUGGCAGCGGGGGCAGUGGCAGUGGUAGUGGUAGUGGCAGUGGCAGUGGUCGUGGGAGUGGCGCUGAGUCCCUGCAGCUGCUAACUAAACUGGACAAGGCCGUCUCCACCAACGAUGUUCUGCUCGAUCUCCAACGGGCGCUCACCUACGAGGCUGUCUUCAGCACUCUGGUGGAGCACAAAAUGCAGGCCCUUAAGCGGGACUACGAGGAGCACAAGAAGGCGAAGCGGCGCAAGCGAAAGUCCAUCGGUCGCAUCUUUCUGCCCAGAAAACUGUUUGGCAGCGGAAGUCGCCGUUCCAGCAGGGAGGACACCCCGCCACCGGAGGAUCACCAGGACCAGCCUUCACCACCAGCUACUAGUAGCGGGAAGACCAAGGCCCCAACAAAAGGCAAGACCCGGACGGAUGACAUUGAGGAGGCCUCCGGCUCAGUGGCCAGCCUACAGCGAUCUCAUCCAAAGCGCCCGGAGAACUUGGAGGACAGCCUGGCCAGCACGCUGAGCAACUCCUCGGGAGCACAGCGGCAGCACAAGCACAGCCACAGCUUACUUGUUCGAGCUCAAACGCACACGCCUGCACACCAGAUGGACAUGGAUGCGGACCGGAGAUCCAAUAGCUCGGAGGGGGAGGUCAGAUUGAAGGCCCAGCUCCCAGGCAAACAUUCCACAACGAUCAACGGCGAGUCGGAACUGCCCCCGAUCUCCGGACACGACAAUACCUCGACGACUGCCACAGCAACUGCCACAGUGACCGCCACGCCCCACGGAGGAGUCCUCCACAGCUCCACCCUGGCGGACGACAGCCUGACCGCCUCGCUCCGCGGCAGCCUUGAAAGCCUCUCCUACAGUAGCUCCCGCUGCACCGUCAGCUUUGGUGGAGCGGAGGUGAUUACCGCGAGCGGUGGGGAGGCGGAGUCGAGAGAGCGGGCGCGACUGGCCAAAAGGCUGAGGAUCCUGGAGGCCAAGUCCAUUAGCGCCCAGUGCAGCCCCAUCUUCCCCAGGCACGUGGUUCGCUCGUUUCCGCUGCAGUCGCCCCAACAAGCGCGCCUGCACAUCAAUGUUCCCUCCAGUUUGGCCAGGCCGCAGCCGCAGUUGCAGUUGCAGCAGCAUCUACAUCAGCAUCAGCACCAGCAGUUGCAACCUCACGUGGCCUUGGAGAUUGAGACGCUACCCGCUCCACUUCCCCAGCGGAGGCGUCUGUUGCCCAAGCAGAUAUCCUGCACUGAAAGCGGAGCAGCAGGGGAUUUCGGCGUGGUAGGUGCGGAGGCCUACACCAGGUACUUCUCCCGCCAGAACACGUCGGAGGACAGCGCCAAUGUGACGGUGAGCACCGUGUUGGCGCAAAGCGACUCCCAGUCGCUGCACGCCACGCCCAGCUAUGCAAAUACGCCCCCGGCAAUGGGCAGCGCGAGUCAGGAGCGCCGCAAGUCCCGCAGCACUGGACUGCUGGCUGUGCGGCCGCCGUAUGGCGUGGAUCCCAGUGCCGUGGUGAUUCCCAUGGAGGACGGGAGCGUGGAGCGAGUCAGGACGAGGGCUCUGGUGCCCGAAAAACUACACCGGAUGACCUCAACGUCGACGGGCUCCAGUGUGGCCGCCACAGGCUGCUGCAGCGCCACAAAGCCGAAGGAGAGGCCGAGCGAAGCCUUCAGGCCCUCCGCGAUGCCCUCCUCCGCAGCAAUGACAACGGCCCAGAGCACGGGCAGCGACGACGAGUACCGCCGGCGGAAACGGAAGUACAAGCGCCAUCAUCGCUGCUCGGAUCCCGCACUAGUCUAUCCCACGCCCAGCGGUCUCCAGCACUAUGUGCACGUGCUCGCCAUCAAUCCGGACACGCAGCAGCCCAUACAAUGCCCGUACGGUGAGGACUCGCCCUGCGACCUGCAGUUGGACAUGGACAUGGACUUGGACCUGGACCUGGACGAUGCCGAUAAAAUCGACGACCUUGAGCAGAUGGUCCCCAGUGGCCAUCAGCGGCAUCGCCGAAAGCAUCGACAUCGCCACAAAAAGCGACAUCGGCACAAAAAACCAAAAAUUCUGGUACAGGACUUGGACACAGAAGUUGUUAAGGUGAUCGAUCCUCAUGAUCUGUCUCAGCGUGCCCGCUGGACAAUAAUUGCCACCGCCUGUUUGUUACUGCUCAUGUGCCUCAUGUUGAUUGGAGUCACUUUGCGUAUGGCUCCGAUAAUCGAUGAUAUGGUGCGACAGGAGAACGAGCGCAACUUCCGCGAGAAUCUGGAGCGCACCUGGAUGAUGAAGAACCGCACCGAGCUGAACCUGCAGCGCCAGCAGAUGGAGAUGCAGAUGCAGCUGCACGUCGUUCCAUGAGCGGAAGGAAGGAAGUGACGCCGCUGGAGCAGAUGCGACCGGAUGAGAUGUCAGCACGAGCUGGAAAUGUCAGUGGCUGGCAGCAAGAACAACAAGUUUGUGGCAGGAAGCCGGAGGACCCUUCUGCCCCCACUUCCUGCAGCCCCCAACUCCCUUCCUGCCCCGCCCAAUCAAAGUUAUGCGCACAAUUGCUACAAAGAAUAACGGAGAGUACGAGAAAUCGAAUCAAAAGAAAUUGUUAACUAAAAUAAAUGAGAAUGGAGCACUCCGAAGUGCUCGGCUAAAGCUAAGCCUAAUGCUAAUUGUAGUUAAGUCUGCUCAGGCGGUAAUCACUUGUUUUAUAUCUAACUGAGAGCUAGACUCCACUUAGAGCAAACCAAAUAUAAUUCAAUGGUCGAGAAAAUCAAAAGUGAUUCAGUUUAGUCAAUAGUUAAAGCGUUGUUUAUAGAGUAACUUCGAUGACAUUUUUAAAUAUUAGAUCGGGAACGUUCUGGUGCUCAAAUUCAACCUUCUCCAGAGAUUUACAAUCAAUUGAAAAUGGGUCUAACAAAAGGCGUUUUUAUUCCAAGAACCCAAUGUGCGCAUUUGUGUGCGCACUUGAAUUUAAAUAGAUGAAGUGAAGUAUUGCAUUAUAAUUUAUUAGUCGCUUUGCAAUGCUUCAGUAUAGAAUUCAGUUUGUAUCUUCAUUUUACAUUUUCAUAUCUCUUGGCUUAAGAAAUAUGAAUUCACUAGUGAAAUUACUUCAAACUUAACGUCUUUUCGACGAAGUUGUUUACCAGAACCGACUCGAUUGUCCUGUAUUUAUUGCGCCAAGGAUAUGAUCUACUCUGGGCUGCAGGACGACGCCAAACAGAAGGAGCAAUUAAGCGAAAGGUUUCGAUUGUUCAGUUGAUUAGCCAAAUGGUUUCAAUUUUUCUUUAGCCGAGCUUUUCCCUAGGUUUUCCCACCCGAUAAAUACCCUCCUGAAUGGCGUCGACAGGCAGCUGUUGGAGAAAAAAAAGGGAGAAAAGUUGGUCAAUAGUUACGUCUGAAACUAAGUUGUUAACUGAAAGUACUCCUAAGUAAAUGUUAAUAGCAAUAAACAAGCGAAAGUUUUUGUAUCUCUUAGACGUUAAAGAUGUUGAAGGGGAAGAUGUUGAAAGAAAAGCGCAAACAUAUGUAUCAAGUAUUCCACGAUACAUUUUGAGUAAAACUACAAUUCAUAGGUUAACAAUAAUUGAAAAGGAGCAAGGAAGCAAAGAAACAUUCAAUAGAUUUACUUAAAUUUGGAAGUCAACUUGUGCCAAUCCUAAUGAGAACCUGCAAUAAAUGUGGCGUAGCGUAACUUAAUAAACAAUUGAAUAACAAAAAAGCGAGGAGAGUUAGAUAUUUAGCGGAUCGAUGUGAAACUGUUACUUAAGUGCAAAACGAGCUUGUUGUCGAAUUAAUUUUUAAACGGAUUAAACUAAGUGAAUCUAAGCUACAUGUUAAAUGUUUUUUUAGGUGUUCAAUGUUACAAUUAUUUGUGGUCGAGCAGCCGAGGAGCCAGAAUUGAUUGCCCAGCCUUCACCAAAUGCAUAAGUUUAUGAACCUGUGCUAACUCAGUUGCAGGUCUAACGACAAAAUAUAGCUUGAAGCAAACUUCUAUCGGUUUCAGCCAACAUAGCGAUGCAGGCUUGAAAGCAAUGUUGAGAACUUACUUCCCUGACCGCCCAUCUCCCAAUCCAGUUAACAAUUAGCCGGAUAUGUAUUUACCAGCCUAAAUCUUUCCCAUUACUCGCCCGAUUGCGCAAAGGUAAUUUAAUAGGGUUUUAGGCUCUGGCAUACAAUUACUGUGAGAUACAAAGAUAGUUUGUAUCCACAAGGCAGAUUUACGGCCCAAGCAUCACUUGAAAACAAUGAGAAAAAUAAUAAAGAGCUGGAAUCUAGUUUUCUGAAUCUUUUUUUAAGUUAUAUCUCCAACAUAUUUUGGCUUUAUUUUCGAAGCUUUAAACUCAAUAAUUAACAAAUUCUUUGCCAGGGAAUACAAACUGUAUCUGAUUCAAAAUCACAUGGUUCAAAACAAUGAAUUCAUUGAAUAGAUGGACAGUUUCUGUUUUGCUUACAAUUAAUGUUCUCUGUUUACAAAUAAAUAUAAUUUUGGUCCAUUCGGGCAGCAGGGAAGCAGGGAAGCAGAAGGAAGAAAACAAAUGGAAAGCUUUAAAUUAGCUCAAUAAAUUGUGAACUUAAACAUUUAAUCUACUUAGAGCGGGUCGUUGUUAAAUGCAAUGCAAGUACAUCUGGGACAAAGAAUCACACACCUCAUUCAGAUUUGUAAGAUACGCAUUUUGGCCAAGAAAGCCAUUCGAAUUUGACCACACACAGCCGAUAAAAUAAUCAAAUUUGCGCCAGGCAACCACAAAGGAUAUUUAGUAUAAACAAUCAAACAACAAUGUACUUAGUAAUUGCAUUUAACUCGUGGGGCAGAGCAUAUCCACUAGGUUUGCAAAAUUGAUUUAACAUAACUGCAUGCUUACACUAACGAAAGUAAACUGGAUAUUAACUGAAUGGAGGUUGGGGAGACCGAAUUAAAAGAACACAACUAAUGUCUAUAAUUAUGGCUAGCUAAGUGUAAAAAUGUAAGCUGAAUUAUUAUACAACCAACUACAGCCGAAGCAAGUAAAUUGAUGUAAUUGAAAUACUCGUAACGUUCUAGGGCGAAAUACCAAUGAAUAUUGAAUAACGACACAGGUUAAACACAAACACGCAGCAAGCAUAAAUUAAUGAAUAACGAAAAUAUUUCUCGAGAAAAAAUCAAACUUUUUAGCCUUUGAACGAGAGACUUUUGGUGCCCAAUCCAGUUUGAGCAAUUAUUUACAAGUGAAAAUAUAACGAAACACAAAGAAAGACACACACACACACCACAAAGGCAGAUGUAUUGUAAAUAGAAUCACAAACAAACCAAAUGAGUAAAUACCAAGUAGGUACAUUAAUAACUAAUGAGAGGGCUUAUCCGAGUAAAUCAACAUUAAAUAAAUUAACAACGGAAUUCAAACAGAAGCAGGUAAUACUUCAACUUGUGUGCAAGGCAUCAACUUUUACUGUUAAUUGUUGCUGGCAAUGCAAAACGCAGCGCCGACCGAAAAACGAAAACUACAAAAAUGAAAAACCAUGAAAAAGCAAAACAAAUAUAUUUAAAAUACAUUUGAACGCCUUCAGCGUUUUAUUCAUCAAACAAGAAAUGUUGAAUCGAAACAAAAAGUCAAACAAAGCCAUACAAACGAUAAAUCAAUUUGUGUCACCUGUGUAGUAAGUAUAUCUCAGUAUUUGUAACUGAACAUGAAAAGCGUUGAGGUGCAGGCAUCAACCACAGAAACAAACCAAAUCAAAUGAAAAUAAACUGAAUUUACAAGUGGUC
Molecule: messenger RNA, 7587 nt
Organism: Drosophila yakuba
Lineage: Eukaryota; Metazoa; Arthropoda; Insecta; Diptera; Drosophilidae
Exons: 8
Coding region: 1857-4211 (784 amino acids)
Source: RefSeq, a predicted model, not a curated record